CUGACAAGCAACCAGUGUGCAGAAGAGGAGAAAUUGUGCAAAAUAAUUGAGAACUUCAGUUGUAAAGAGUCCCUUGUAAGUGAAUGUGGAUUGUACAUUCAGUUCAGUGUUGAGCUUUGCCCAGUAAGAGCAGACACGGCCAUGACUCUGCCUCGAUGGCUGGAUCUCUGCUGGAUGACCUGGUGUGUUUUACAGGGUGUGAAGCCGGCCACACCGCACCAGCCCAUUGAAGUGGACCUCUUUGACUCGAAGUCCAGCGUCAUCUCCAUCAAAGACCACCGCAAGUGGGCGGUCAAUCGCUUUGCCCUGGAGGCGGAUUCGUCGCACUUGGUGUAUCAGAGCUGCCCAACGGAUGCCCAGGCGCAGCAAGCCCACGAGGUCCUGUGGACGAACCCGAUUCGCACCGCGGGCGCCCGCCACCUCUUCCUGGACCUGACCUUCGCCCUCUCGGCCUGCCAGCCGCUGGGGCAGUGCAGGGACAGCUUUACCCUGAGUCUAUUGCAGACCGACUCCGCUCGUGCCAAACCCCAAUCCUGGCGGUCAGUCAGGAUCCCAAUCGAAGGCAAGGGGCACUUCCCGGGUGAGCUCCUCGAGGGGCGCAUUGACUGGAUGAGCCUGAGGAGGAGGCUCAACACGGUCAGAGGCAAGCUGCUGGGGCCGGUGACCCAACCCUACUGCCGGCUGGGCUUCCAGUACCGGGGGCCUUGCCUGCUGCUCAGCUCUUUCAGAGUUUACUACAAGAGAUGUCCGCCGGUCGGGGAGCAGCUGGCCGUGUUUCCCGAGGCCACCGGGGGCGAGGAGCUGGUCACCGGCCGCUGUGUGAACAACUCGCUGCCGGAGGAGUUCCCGCGGCGGCGGUGCAGCGAGGAAGGGACGUGGGGGCCCAUCUCAGGCCGGUGCCUCUGCAGAGAGGGCCAUCAAGCCGAGAGAGGCGCCUGCAACGGUGAGCACUGCUUUCCCCUCUGGUUGUGUCAACGGCCGGCGUUAGAACGUAGAACGCAGAGCGCAGUACAGGCCUUUGGGCCUAUAAUGUUGUACCGACCUUCUAGCCCGUUCUGAGAUCAGCCUAGCUACUGUAGCCAUCUUUUAUUACGAAAGGUGCUUGGGCAAUAACCUGGACAGGACAGGCAAGCUACUGAGAUGGGUAGUUCGGUCAGCUGACCAGUUGGGAAGGGCCUGCUUCUGCCCGGUCUGACUCCAUGACUGGAAUUUCCAUGACGCCGCCUUCAUCCAUCUCAGAGUGUUGGAAAGGCUUUACAGUCGGCAAA
Messenger RNA from Hypanus sabinus (Atlantic stingray), 1268 nucleotides. RefSeq names its product ephrin type-A receptor 5-like. NCBI's taxonomy places the organism in Eukaryota, Metazoa, Chordata, Chondrichthyes, Myliobatiformes, Dasyatidae. Gene Ontology annotation, molecular function: protein binding; transmembrane-ephrin receptor activity. The transcript has 4 exons. Gene Ontology annotation, cellular component: neuron projection. The coding region runs from base 142 to 1059 and encodes 305 amino acids. The record is from RefSeq and is a predicted model, not a curated record. Gene Ontology annotation, biological process: axon guidance.